Drosophila eugracilis is the source of this 824-nucleotide messenger RNA. Its product is annotated as larval cuticle protein 4. Gene Ontology annotation, cellular component: chitin-based extracellular matrix. The transcript is spliced from 2 exons. The record is from RefSeq and is a predicted model, not a curated record. The coding region runs from base 342 to 680 and encodes 112 amino acids. Gene Ontology annotation, molecular function: structural constituent of chitin-based larval cuticle. NCBI's taxonomy places the organism in Eukaryota, Metazoa, Arthropoda, Insecta, Diptera, Drosophilidae.
CGUCUGGAUAAAAUUCGUAUGAUUAGAUCAAAUUAUGCCAAUAAGGUGGUGGCUUUAACCUUUUUUGAGUGACGUGGUUCUAGGAAUAUUUUCAGAAUAAUUACGGUAGCAAUUUGCAUAGACCAGUGAAAGCAAAACGAGUGCAGCAGACGAUUUUUAUCGCCAUCGAGCAUGUCACAUCCAACCUGUCCGCAAAACCAAAUGAGGCUUAUGUUGGCCGAAAUGUUAAUUAAAAACGGGUUGCACCAGCUUCGGGUUUUGCGGGUAUAAAAACCGAAAAUCGUUCCAGAAUCGGCAUCAGUCUCACGAACUCUCUAGUCUGACAAUCAAACUAAAUCACAAUGUUCAAGAUCCUGCUUGUCUGCGCCCUUGCCGCCCUGGUGGCCGCCAACGAGAACGCCGAAGUCAAGGAGCUGGUCAACGAUGUCCAACCCGAUGGCUUCGUCAACAAGUUGGUCCUGGACAACGGUGUCGCCUCUUCGGCCACUGGAGAUGUUCACGGUAACAUCGAUGGAGUCUUCGAGUGGAUCUCCCCCGAGGGCGAGCACGUCCGUGUGAGCUACAAGGCCGAUGAGAACGGUUACCAGCCCCAGAGCGACCUCCUGCCCACUCCUCCUCCAAUCCCAGAGGCCAUCCUCAAGGCCAUCGCCUACAUCCAGGCCCAUCCCAGCAAGGAAUAAGCGAUCAUCUCUCAAGCGAUAAGGACUCAAUCUCGAAAUGGAGGACCAAACUCCUCUUACUCUUAGAAUUUAAACAGCAUGCUGACUUAAAAGGUUGGACUAUCGAAUUGUGAAAUAAAUUUUCGAUAUUCUUUGGCAACAAAA